CCACCACGACCACCACGACCACCACGACCACCACGACCACGACCACGACCCCCAUCCCCAUCUCCAUCUCCAUCCCCUUCCACGGGUACCAUGUCUGUUUCUGUCUACUUUUGCUCGUCGGCACCGUCGCCGUCCUCCACCACUCGGCUGGGAGGGCUGGAGAGAGUGAAUGCGGCGGUGGCGGUCUCCUUUGCCACGGCGGAUACAACGGCAUUGCCACCUGAUGUGGCUCCGCUUCUCGCUGCUCAACCUGAUGCUCUUCUACUCGUUGGCCUCUCUACGCCAUCUGCCUAUCCAUCUCUGCUUCAUCUCAUCUUUCCAGAUCUUCGUGCUGUCCCUGAUUGGCCAACUGCUAUCGCUCCGCAUGAUGUGUACUCGGUCGUGGCCUCGCUCGAUGCGCUAGACUUUGAUCACGUGGUUCCUGUCGGCUCAGUGGCGCUUCCUGCCUUCUUUGCUGCAUUGGCUACCGUUGCUACGGGCGCCGCUGUCUUCUCGCCGCUUGAUCUCCGCGGUCCGGCCGGUGUCCUGGAGCCCUUUACUUGCGCCCUGCCUGCGCUCGAACCGCAGGCCGGCGUCGUCCGCGUCGAUGCACACAUCGCCGCCCGCUCCGCACAUGACUUUGCCCUUGCCAUCGUCCACGCCGUCAUCGACCACGGCUCCUUCGAGCCGCACCCCGAGUUUAGCGGCUCGCUCCCGCGCGCUGCGCUCCGGCUGCACUGCGCAGCCGCGCCGCGCGAGCUCGGCGUCGCCGUCUCCUCCAUCGACGAGCUCGAGGACUCGGCCCACGCCGCCAUCGCUAGCCACCUCACUUCCAUCACCUCCUCGCUCGCACCGCCCUCGUCCCACCGCUCGCUCGAAUCUGCCUCGUUGGCCGACCUCCGCGCCCUCCUCGAGCUCCUCGAUGGCCGUUUCUACGGAGCCGGGGCGCCUCGGAACACGGUGUCGACGGUGGACGCGUCGUUUGUGUACAAGGUGGCGCUGUGUGAAGAGGUCACCUCGUCGUGCAAGGGCUCUUUGGAUGGAGGUUGUCAAGAGUAUGAUCGGUUGGGCAUUGCUCAGUCUUUGGGAAAAAUCUCUUCGGCAACAACAGAGUUGGUCAAUGAUCAGAUCGUCAUCUCGUACAGCGGUGGUGAUACUUGCUCGGGCAGCAAACUGUAUUCUACAAAGAUCACCUUUGUCUGUGACAAGUCACAAGGCGGUACCGGCUCACUCCGCUACCUCACCGAGGGAUCGUGCGUUAUUGAGUUUGAGUGGGCGACAUCGCAUGCGUGUCUUCGUCCGGUCCCGAGCGGAGCAGAAAACAAGGGCGGCCUCUCGCUCGGCUCCAUCCUCCUCAUCGUCUCGCUCGUCCUUGUCGUCGUUUACCUCGGCGCCGGCAUGGCCUACCGCUUCCGCUUCAAGGAAGCCCGCGGCCUCGAGAUGUUGCCAAACCGCGCUUUCUGGGCCUCUCUGCCGGGUCUAAUCGCCGACGGCUGCAAGUUCACCUACCACACCAUCCGGAGUAAGGUCUCCGGUGAUGGCUACUCUGAGAUGGCAUGA
Molecule: messenger RNA, 1539 nt
Organism: Thecamonas trahens ATCC 50062
Lineage: Eukaryota; Apusomonadida; Apusomonadidae
Exons: 2
Coding region: 91-1539 (482 amino acids)
Cellular component (GO): trans-Golgi network
Source: RefSeq, a predicted model, not a curated record